AUGACCCGCCAGUACUACUGCUGGAAAGUCUGCCUGACCUUCCGCUGCGGCUGCACCGAGUACACCCCGACAGCCCACCGCUGCGGCCCGUCCCGCGAAGGCUGCAAUAGAUGGCUGACGUACAAGCGGACCGACAAGGCCUGCGAGGAGCACCGCCUCCUUGAGGGGUGGGGACUCAACGACAACAACAACAACAGCAGCAGCAGCAACAAUAACUCGGGGGGAAGACAAGUCGAAGGCGGCCGCGGCAGGGGCGAGAGUGGGGAGGCAAAUGAGCCGUGGAUGGAAUCCACCGAUCACAUCACGGUCGGCGAGAAUGAGGACACGAGCGAGGGAGUUUACUAUGAAAAGAAGACAACGUUGGGGAAAAUGGCCAACAUCGACUGGGUUACGAGGAAAGAAUCACCAAACGGGAAACAACUGUGUUAA
Molecule: messenger RNA, 429 nt
Organism: Parathielavia appendiculata
Lineage: Eukaryota; Fungi; Ascomycota; Sordariomycetes; Sordariales; Chaetomiaceae
Exons: 4
Coding region: 1-429 (142 amino acids)
Source: RefSeq, a predicted model, not a curated record